This is a messenger RNA of Anoplophora glabripennis (Asian longhorned beetle), 1132 nucleotides long. RefSeq names its product mediator of RNA polymerase II transcription subunit 8 (gene MED8). The coding region runs from base 158 to 937 and encodes 259 amino acids. Gene Ontology annotation, cellular component: mediator complex; core mediator complex. NCBI's taxonomy places the organism in Eukaryota, Metazoa, Arthropoda, Insecta, Coleoptera, Cerambycidae. Gene Ontology annotation, biological process: regulation of transcription by RNA polymerase II. The record is from RefSeq and is a predicted model, not a curated record. Gene Ontology annotation, molecular function: RNA polymerase II cis-regulatory region sequence-specific DNA binding; transcription coregulator activity. The transcript has 4 exons.
UAUGACAUGGUGAUAACAUGUAAAGCUGCUCUAGGUUAUGUUUUGAUAUACAAAAACCAUUUUUGGAGAAUCAUAAUAUAUUAGAAAUGUUGAUACGUAUUGAUAAAUAGAUGACAAAACAGGAUUAUUGAAAGUAAAUAUAAAUAAACAAUACAAAAUGCAACAGAGAGAAGAGAAGCAACUGGAAUCUGCACUAGAAUCUAUUAUACAACGUGUAAAUGAUUUAAAACAAUCUAUAGCGGCAAUGAUAUUUAAAAUCGAAAAUGAGUAUGAAACAAUGGCUUGGCCAACACUUUUAGACAACUAUGCGUUAAUAUCUGGUCAGCUUACCUCCCUUUCAAAAGUUUUGAGUCAUGAUAAGUGUCCUCCUUUAAGAAAUUUGACGGUAUUGCCGUUAAUGUUAUCACCUGAACGAGAUGAGCAAUUAGCCCAAAUAACAGAACAUCGAGUUACCACUUUUGCUCAUGAUUUAGUUCCUGAUUAUUUAAGAACAAAAUUGGAACCUUUAGCUGAAACAAAAAUGUUGCAGCUGGAACACAAGGCACAGAAUUUACAGUAUGAUAAUGCACAGAAACAAAUAGCUGCUUAUCAGAAAGUGGUAUCUCAUGUUUGGGAUAUUGUUAGUAAAGCCCGUGAAGAAUGGGAGGUAGAAUCGUCCUCAAGAGGUAACACCCAACAAAAUUCAAGUGUUGCAGAUACACACCUAUUAGUCGCUGCCGUUGGCAUGGGUAAAGGCCUGAAGAUGGGUCCUAAUCCAAAUGGGCAGCCUAAUCCUACAUCUGGCGGAAUGAUGGUUGCGCCUCAAGGUAGGACAGGUGGCCCACCCGGACAGAAUCAGCUGCCCCCAAGUACCCAAGCUAUGUCCAUGAAUAAGGCACCUUCAGCAAUUAAAACCAAUAUCAAGAGUGCUGCUCAGAUGCUUCCUUAUGGCCGUUAAUUAUAGGCAUAAAUCUAUUAAUUAAAUUAUGAUAAUAAUUUUAAAGGAUAGUUUUCAUAUUUCUAAGUUAAGGACCAACAAUUCAGUUAUAGUGUUUAGAUAAUUGGUAUCAUUCAUAAUGAAAUAUAUUUAAACGUGGAUUUAUACUAAAUUAAAAUUAUCCGAUGGUUAGAAAUAUGUCGUCUAGUAAUAUAA